AUGAUAAAGGAUCUUACCAACUUUAAAAAGGCUCCAAAAGAGCGUAGGGUGAAAUCUUAUGCCACAGGACGUCUCAGUAAAUUGGAAGACGAUUUGUCCACGUCAAAAUCCUACCACGAAGCCAUCAUUGGGGCAGGUAUGCUGGAAGAGAAUUUAAAAACAGAAGAGUUAGAGGUGGUAUAUGAACAAAUAAAUGAUAUAUACCUUGAAUAUCGUGCAGAGUUAGUAGAGGCAAUCGAGAAAUCUUCGCCAAUGAUUGCGGCUUUGUCAGAUACGGGUGCUCCGCCCCUUUCUACAGCUGCAUCAUCAUCGCAUACGGGGAUUCGACUACCUCGAAUCGAUCUGCCAAAAUUCGACGGUUCAUAUACCACCUGGCGUGCUUUUCAAGAUAGGUUCCAGGCUCUCGUCCACAAUAAUAAGAGCAUAGACGACAUUGACAAACUGCACUUUUUACAAUCAUGUCUAAUUGGUGACGCAAAUCGAUUUUUGCAAAAUUUGUCAGUGGAGGCAGCGAAUUAUGAUAAGGCUUGGGAGCUUUUGAAGGAAAGGUAUGACCAUAAGCGCAUUCUGGUCCACAUCCAAAUGCAGAAGCUUUUUGGCCAACCUUCCGUACCGUGUGAAACUGCUGCUGGUCUUCGGGAUCUUCUCUACACAACAAGAGAAUGUUGUCUGGCGUUAGAAAACAUGGACGUUCCGGUAUCUAAGUGGGAUACGGUUCUCAUUUGGUUCCUUAACCAAAAACUUCCUGGUACGAGCCAAAAACUAUGGGAAGAGAGGUUAGGAAAUAGAAAGGACUUACCAAAUUUCAAAGAAUUUACCGAUUUUUUGGAAACUCGUUUCCGGACUUUGGAAGUUGUUGGCCAGCAGGAAACUAGAGCGGCAGGCAGAAACAAAGAUGAGCCACUCGUCAAUCCAAGGCCUCGUUUCCAGCCAGCCAAAGCAAAGGUGUUGCAUGCUAAACAGGUCGUUAAGCAGCCGGUCAAACCAAUUGCGAAGACAGUUCCUGUUGAGCAGUUGUUAUGUAAAUUGUGCAACCAAACCAAGCACACGCUGAGAAGAUGUCAACAAUUCCUCAACAUGGACAUCAUGGGGCGAAAGGAGACAGUACGCAGACUAAAACAACAACAGCAACCAACAACGUCGAAUACAUCUGCUCAGGCGAGGAAUAACCGUACAAAUACUCUUCAGGCGUCUGUGAACCCUCACGCGCCUGAAUUCCAGCCGAUGACGGGACAACAACUCCAAUCAAACGGAUACACUUUAAAUUACCACACGUCGCAUGGUGAUCGUCGACAAACACACCAGGUGCUUCUAGCGACAGCAGUUGUGAAGGCGCGAGCAGCAGAUGGGAAGCUACGCCUUCUACGUGCUCUGAUCGACACAGGCUCAGAAACGUCCUUCAUCACAGAAGCUGCCGCACAACUGCUGAAGUUAGAAAAGCGACGUACCAUUGCCGAGGUGUCUGGGUUAGGGUUGGUCAGCAGCGGCAUAACGCAACACUCCGUCGAAGUACGUUUUGCGUCCCGACACUCGACGUUUGAGACAGCUGUACAAGCUUUGGUAUUCAAGUCGCUGACUGGGCAUCUCCCGACCCAACGAGUGACACCCGGCAAUUGGGACCACCUCAAAGGUCUUUCCUUGGCAGACCCCCAUCUCUGUGAGCCUGCACCAAUCGAUCUUUUACUCGGAAGUGACGUUUGCGCUCAGAUUCUCCUUCCUGAGAUAAGGCGUCCAGAGGAUGGCAUCGGUCCGGUCGCACAAAAAACCGAAUUGGGAUGGAUUGUUUUUGGACAAGUCUCACCAGAUUCUCCUCGGCAAGUUCGCAGUUUUGCCCAAAUUGCUGACUUGAGCUCACAACUUGAGAAAUUUUGGGAUAUUGAAGAAACGCCGUUCCAGCCACAUCAGACUGAAGAUGACAUUGCAUGUGACAAACACUUUUCGAUGCACACAAAGCGCCUACCUGACGGACGUUAUGAGGUUAAGCUGCCCUUCAAAGGUGAAGGCUGUCCAGCGAUGGGGUCCAGUCGACAAAGCGCUUAUAGACGAUUUCUGCAUUUAGAAAAGAAGCUUGAGAGCAAUUCGAAGUUUCGUGCAGACUAUAACAAAUGUUUAAAAGAGUAUGAAGAACUCCAUCACAUGGAGGAAAUUGAUGUAAAUGAUGCGGUUUUACAAACCCCAUUUCACUACUUUUUGCCCCAUCAUGCGGUUUUUAAAGAAGCUAGCUCCACUACGAAGCUGAGAGUAGUAUUUGAUGCAGCAGCGAAAGCUUCGGACGGGAAAUCCCUCAACGACCGGCUACUUGUGGGUCCAAAAUUGCAGUCGAGCAUCAUAGAUCUCGUUCUAAAAUGGCGGACUCACCGAGUCACAUUUACGGCCGACAUCGAAAAAAUGUACAGACAAAUUUUGGUUAGUUUCCCAGACCGAUACUAUCAGCUGAUCAUGUGGAGAGAGCAAAAGACGUCACCUGUAAGAAUUUACAAAAUGAAUACAGUUACUUUUGGCACAGCAAGUGCGCCGUAUCUUGCCAUCAAGAUAUUGAAAAGAGUAGCGGAUGAUGAAGAAGCCAAUUUUCCGGAAGGGGCGAAGGUUGUCCGUGAGGACAUGUAUGUCGACGACCUUAUAAGUGGAGCAGAUUCAAUCAUAGAAGCACGGACGAAACGUGACGAAGCAAGGAAACUAUUGGCAUCUGCGGGGCUUAAUUUGAGAAAAUGGACGAGUAACACAAAAGAACUCAUCGAAGACAUACCAGUUCAAGAUCGAGAGCUCGACUUUGAACUUCCGUUCAAUUUGUCGAACCAUGUUAAGACUCUCGGCAUCAAAUGGUUUCCUGUCGACGACUACUUUUCGUACCAAAAUCUUCAACCUACAACUGAUGCUACCACCAAAAGAUCCAUGCUGUCGACUAUAGCCAAACUGUUUGAUCCUCUUGGUUGGAUCUCGCCGUGCAUCAUAACCGCAAAAAUCAUGAUGCAGCGAUUGUGGGAGCUCGGUUGUGACUGGGACGAACCGAUUCCACCAGCCUUGGAAAAAGAUUGGAAUGCUUUUCUACGAGAACUUCCAAUCAUCGAACGACUUCGCAUCCCGCGGUGGACCCACAUGAGCAAGACCAACAAGGCCAUCGAACUGCACGGGUUUUGCGACGCAUCGAUGAAAGCUUAUGGUGCAGCAGUCUACAUCCGUGUUCUGGACAGCGAUGACAACAUCCAUGUACAUUUGCUUUUGUCAAAGACGAAAGUAGCACCAAGUCAACGAACUAUCACUCUUCCACGCCUUGAACUGUGUGGUACUGUUGUCUUAGCCCAGUUGAUGCAAUACACAAAGGACGUUUUGGCCAUUCCCGAUGUAAAAAUGUAUGCUUGGACGGACUCUACAAUUGCACUUGCCUGGAUACGCGCCACUCCCGCAAAAUGGACCACAUUUGUUUCCAACCGUGUGUCGGAAAUCCAGCGAUUAGUGGGGAUCGAUUGCUGGGGACAUGUCGCAACGCUUCAUAACCCAGCCGAUCUGGCGUCCAGGGGUGUGUUUCCAUCUGAAUUGGAGUCAUUAGAAGUUUGGUGGACCGGUCCGGAAUACUUACGGCUACAUUGGGAUUUCGAGGUCCCGCAUCAACCCAUUGAAAUCGACACCGAAGAAGAGAAGCGCACUGUAAACGUACUUACCAUACAGGUAGACCACAACGACUGUUUCUUGCAAGCGAUUUACAACUGUUCGAGUCUACUCAAAGUUGUACGAGUCAUCGCUUACUGUUAUCGCUUUACCAUCAACUGUCAACCGAAGUUGGGGCUUAUUAAAGGUCCACUAAGUCCCAGAGAAUUAGAAGCAGCGCUACUGAUCGUCGUCAAAACAGCACAAAAGGAUAUGUUCAAGAACGAGAUUCAACAAGUUUUAGAAAACAAGAUUCCCAAAACCUUACGAUCGUUAAACGCAUUCAUCGAUGUUAAUGGGAUCUUACGUGUAGGGGGACGUUUGGAGAACUCCCUCCUUUCUUAUGAUGCUCAACAUCCGAUUUUGUUGCAAAAUAACCAUCAUUUUACAACCUUAGUUGUCAGAGAUGCCCACAAGAACACUCUUCAUGGGGGCAUCCAACAAAUGAUAAUGUACAUUCGUCAAAAAUACUGGAUUGGACAAAUAAGAAGAAGUGUCAAGUAUCAGCUGCAUAGAUGUUCUUCUUGCUUCCGGCAAAAGGCAUCCGAAAUGCAGCAGCUAAUGGCAAAUUUACCCGCUCCUAGAGUUAGGAUGUCUCGACCAUUCAGCCAUACAGGUGUCGACUACGCCGGACCAAUCGAGAUAAAAUCCUGGAAAGCACGCGGAGCAAAAAUCCUAAAAGGGUACUUUGCAGUAUUUAUCUGUUUAGCCACGAAGGCAAUUCAUCUGGAAGUGGUAUCAGAUCUGACAACAUCAGCUUUUUUAGCAGCAUUCAAACGCUUUACUGCAAGAAGAGGAAGCUGCAAGAAAAUAUACAGCGAUUGCGGAACUAAUUUCGUUGGCGCGAAUAACGAACUAACCAAGAUGUUAAAAGAGGCAAGCCAUGACUGGAAGGAAAUCGCAAAAACCUUAGCAAAUCACGGUACCGAUUGGCACUUUAUUCCUCCUGCUUCUCCACACUUUGGUGGAUUAUGGGAAGCAGGUGUGAAAUCAGUCAAGUACCAUCUUAAAAGAGUAGUCGGAACUGAAAGGUUAACUUUUGAGGAGCUCGCGACGCUUCUAACACAAAUAGAAGCGUGUCUGAAUUCGAGGCCCCUAUGCCCUCUCUCCGACAGUCUUGACGAUUUAAACGCGCUCACUCCUGCGCACUUCUUAGUCGGCGAAUCAUUAUAUGCAGUACCUCAAGGCGAAACUAACGAAAACGUAACACACAUCGACCGGUGGAAACGUGUCCAAGCGCUGGCGGAAGGAUUUUGGCGAAAAUGGAACUCCGAAUACCUGGCAAGGCUUCAACAGCGCCCAAAAUGGAUGAAAAUCCAAGCAAUGCCGAAAAUCGGAGAUUUAGUUCUGUUAAAAGACGAACGACUUCCACCGACCUACUGGAAUCUCGCGAGAAUUGAAGGUACCCAUGCAGGAUCGGACGGACUAGUACGUGUAGUUACCGUCAAGACACAAACUGGACACAUUAAACGACCGAUCGCGAAAAUUUGUCUAUUACCGUCAAACGAAUCACCAGAACAAACAGCAAUCGUUUAA
Molecule: messenger RNA, 5181 nt
Organism: Eupeodes corollae
Lineage: Eukaryota; Metazoa; Arthropoda; Insecta; Diptera; Syrphidae
Exons: 2
Coding region: 1-5181 (1726 amino acids)
Biological process (GO): DNA integration; proteolysis
Molecular function (GO): aspartic-type endopeptidase activity; nucleic acid binding
Source: RefSeq, a predicted model, not a curated record